ACACGAAAAUGUCUUUGGAAUGUCCUACAAAUCCCGUGUAUAAUACAUCAGUUGAGCAAAAACUAAAAUCGAAAAAUGCGGCCAAAUUGCAUCGUUAUGGUGCAGCCAAGCUAAGGGAUAUAUUACGAGAGAAAUGUGUAAUUCGUGCCAAGGAGGCACGACAACAGUGCUAUAGCCAGGGUCGUUUGGAUGAGGAGGGUAAAGCGAUUUUGAGUAAGAUUUCUAUUAAUGACAUUUUGCGUCAAGAAUUGGCUGAACUGGAACAUGAUAUUGAAUUACAAAAUGAAAUUUACAAUGAGCUGUUGGAAGAAUUCAAUGAAUGGUUUGUCCAGGAAUUGGAAAAUGAGGAUAACUAUUUGUUAGAGGUUGCGGAGUCACAAGCAUUGAUUUGUCCCGUUUGUCAGGUUAAUAAUUUAGUUGCAUACAAGACAAAUGAACAAUUCAACUACAGAUGCAAAUGCAAUGCCAAGUAA
Molecule: messenger RNA, 473 nt
Organism: Musca vetustissima
Lineage: Eukaryota; Metazoa; Arthropoda; Insecta; Diptera; Muscidae
Gene: Ripalpha
Product: RIP-like protein
Exons: 3
Coding region: 9-473 (154 amino acids)
Source: RefSeq, a predicted model, not a curated record